Messenger RNA from Castor canadensis (American beaver), 969 nucleotides. RefSeq names its product olfactory receptor 5K1. The record is from RefSeq and is a predicted model, not a curated record. Gene Ontology annotation, biological process: G protein-coupled receptor signaling pathway. NCBI's taxonomy places the organism in Eukaryota, Metazoa, Chordata, Mammalia, Rodentia, Castoridae. Gene Ontology annotation, cellular component: membrane. Gene Ontology annotation, molecular function: olfactory receptor activity; G protein-coupled receptor activity.
AUGGUUGACAAAAAUCAUACCAUAAAAAACGAGUUCAUCCUCACAGGAUUCUCAGAUCACCCAGACAUGAAGACCCUUCUGUUCACAGUGUUCUUUGUCAUUUAUCUGAUCACCAUGGUAGGGAAUAUUGGUCUGGUGAUACUGAUUUCAAAGGAACGGUCUCUUCACAUGCCAAUGUAUAUCUUUCUAGGUAACCUGGCUUUUGUGGAUUCUUGCUGUGCUUGUGCUAUUACUCCUAAAAUGUUAGGAAACUUCUUUUCUGAGGACAAAAGGAUUUCCCUCUAUGAAUGUAUGGCACAAUUUUAUUUUCUCUGCACUGUUGAAACAGCAGACUGCUUUCUUCUUGCAGCAAUGGCCUAUGACCGCUAUGUUGCCAUAUGCAGCCCACUGCAGUACCACAUCAGGAUGUCCAAGAAACUCUGCAUUCAGAUGACCACAGGAGCCUACAUAGCUGGAAAUCUGCAUUCUAUGAUUCAUGUUGGACUUCUACUUAGGUUAACAUUCUGUGGGUCUAAUCACAUCAACCACUUUUAUUGUGAUAUUCUCCCCUUAUACAGACUCUCCUGUGUUGACCCUUAUGUUAAUGAACUGGUGCUAUUUGUCUUUUCAGGCUCAAUUCAAGUCUUCACAAUAGGUAGUGUCUUAAUAUCUUAUGUGUACAUUCUUUUUACUAUUUUCAAAAUGAAGUCCAAAGAGGGAAGGCUCAAAGCCCUUUCCACCUGUGCAUCUCACUUUUUAUCAGUUUCAUUAUUCUAUGGAUCUCUUUUCUUCAUGUACAUCAGACCCAAUUUACUAGAAGAAGGAGAUAAAGAGACACCAGCUGCUAUUUUGUUUACUAUAGCAGUUCCCCUUCUAAAUCCUUUCAUUUAUAGCCUAAGAAAUAAGGAAGUAAAAAGUGUCUUACAAAAAAUUCUGAUGAAAAAAAUAACCUCAAGAAAGUUUCAACAAGUGACAUCUACUGUGGCUUAG